AUUUUGUUGCCUGCCUUUUCGGUAGGACUGACUGUACGAAACUUGGCUGUUGGUGGAUAAUCGAAGGCAUCCCUCCGUCAGAGACCAACAAGCUCCCCGGCAAACAAGAGCUCACUGAAAUUUUGCCAAUUUUAAACGUUUCCACCGGGUUUACAUUGAUAAAAAGAGGGCAGAACGACGCCAAGUAAAGAAAACUGAACGUCCCUUGAGAUUUGUGAAGGAUCUGAAACGCAGGAUUUGACGAGGGAAUUUUUUACUCUGGAACCAACCGCAUUUCCCAAACGCCGAAAUUUUGAGAAAAAGAGCCGUUGGGGAAGGAAUCAGUGGUCGCUAGCGGGGGAACUUAUCGAGUGACGUUUCCGUUCUACGGGAUGGAGGUCAACAAGAAAGCACUCGUCCCCACCACGGAGAAAGUGUGCCAAAGGGACCGCUUUCCAGAGAACGGAACACUUCCUCCUCGCUCCCUCCAACCACACCCAACACCACGUGACAAUAACCACGUGACAACCGACAACAGGCCACCAAAGGCUAAGAAAUCCCCUCAACUUGGCAGGCGGGGGAAGAAGCGUGGUCAUCGCGUCGAGGGGAAAAUCUUCCCAUGCAAAACCUGCCUCCGUCCCUUCGCCAACAGAACCUCUGCUCACCUCCAUGCCCGCACCCACCUCAACUCCGACGAGCUGGAGCGGUCCUCAGUUUUCCAUGAGAAGUGCCCCCACUGCGAAAAAGUGUUCUUGACUCGUCAUCAAUUUACCGACCACGUGAAUUCCCACGAAGGUCGGAAGAACCACGCCUGCCCCGUUUGCAAGCAGAAGUUCACCCAGAAAACAAGUUUAACCCGGCAUCUCUUCGUCCAUCUGAGUCUCGAGGAGCGCGCGGAGGUGCGGCAGGGCUGGCAACACGGCUGCUACUUCUGCACCAAACGAUUCCCAGCUCCAUCUCAUCUCGGUUGUCAUGUGGCGACCCACACGAAGGAAAAAGCGGGCGGAAAGUGUCACACUUGUGGAAAAACGUUCUCCUCCAAACAAGACCUGGCCAGGCAUCGGUUCGCCCACCUCUCCGAGGACGAGAAGGUCACCCUCGUGAAGCAGGGUUCGGGUCGAGAAUGUCUAUUCUGUCAGAAGAAAUUCCCCGAUAACCACACUUAUCAUAAGCACCUGGUCUCCCACACGAAAGAAAAACCUUUUCCAUGCGACCAGUGUGAGAAGCAGUUUAGUUUGAAAAGUAACUUAACCAUGCACAAGCGCAGUCACACUUCGAACCCGAAAAUGGUCAAGUGUGAUGAGUGUGGUCAAGCCUUCAGUCGAAAACAAGGUCUGACCAGACACAAGACGACGGUUCACCGGAAGCUGAAGGACUUCGCGUGUCCCGAGUGCGGCAAGAAGUUUGGGAGGAAGGAGCACAUGGUGACGCACGUGAGCAAUGUUCACGCCAAAAUCCGGCACCCCUGCCCCCGCUGUGGGAAGACGUUUACGCAGAAAGGCAAUGUAGGGACACAUUUGAAGAAGUUUCAUCCCCCUGAAUAAGGAUUCAUCUGGCAACUGAGCCCUCGCCAAAAGACGACAUGUUUCCAUACUUUAGAUUUUUAUAUGUUCCACAUUUCACGAUUUAUGACGAGAUAAUUAUUUUUGUACGACUGAUAAAAAUGGCAUAAUUAAGUAAACGUGACAUGAUUUUUGUGACCAUUUUGACCAUGACGAUUUUUAUGGAGUAAAGACAUUCUGUUUUUUGUAAAA
Molecule: messenger RNA, 1733 nt
Organism: Folsomia candida
Lineage: Eukaryota; Metazoa; Arthropoda; Collembola; Entomobryomorpha; Isotomidae
Product: gastrula zinc finger protein XlCGF17.1-like
Exons: 2
Coding region: 372-1523 (383 amino acids)
Cellular component (GO): nucleus
Source: RefSeq, a predicted model, not a curated record